AUGGAAAACAGGGAGUGCGAAAUACGAAUUUUGAACGGCACGAGCUGCACAUUUUACAGGUACAUGCACUCAGUGAAGCAUGGCGUGUGGUUGGUGAACCCCCCGGAGUGUUUAAAGAUCAAGGGAGAAGAAAAAUGUGUCGCAAAGUUCACCAAAACGAUGGGCAACUUUUACGGCAUUCUACAAUACUGCGUAGUGAUAAAUAACGAAGAGUACAUUUUGAACGCCCGUUUUGACAUCCCCCUUUUGGGAGAUAAUACAGCCUCAGCCGUCUUAGGAAUGAACAUAAAAAAUGACAAGGCACAAAUGCUAUCCCAACAAAAUUACUUCAUAGUUAAACACAGCUUUGACAAUACGUAUAAUAGCAAAUUUUACAUAAGCAUUUUGGAGACAGAAGAAGGGAAGAGAUUUAUCGAAUAUCACAAGAAGAAAUUAAAAAAAGGCUUGUUGAGAAUUCUAAACAUAAGAAUGAUAGAAGAAAAGGAAAAGUUAAAGUAUGAAAAGAGUGUGAAUAAUUUGGCAAGAAAAAAUGAAGGAGGCCAGAAUUAUAAUUACACUAAUGAGGAGGAUAGUGUAAUGAGGGAUAGACUGAUAUAUAGUUCCUAUCGAGAUGAAGACAUAAUGGAAAAUUUGCCUUUAAGUUUUAUAGUGAACAUUAAAAAUUACGAAUGGAAAAAGCGGUUAAGAAAGGCACACAAAUCGCUGUACAUUUUGAUUAUCAAUUUUACCAGGCAAACAUUAACCCUAUCAGAUAGUAAAGGAUCCAGAUCAUCCAUCCUGACGGAAGGAAAUUGGGUCGAGUUACCUAGUGAGAAAAUUUCCCCCAUGCGAUGUACUGAAUUUGGCUGUAAUAGUGAUGGGAUGUUUUCUAGCAUUAAUGGAUUUUGUAAAUACAACUUUAUGAAUGAAUCCUGUUAUUUGAAUAUCUUUUGGGACAUCAACAGUGUGAAUUCGAAAAUAAAAUGCAGCAUUAAGAACACUACCAAAUAUACUAUAAUUAAAAAUGUAGAAAUAUUUAACGAAUGCACUGCUGUGUUUCACAUUUUGGAAUACUACUAUUAUCCGCCGAUAAAAAUUUUGGAGUGUAAAGCCUUGACAAAUAAUAUUAUCAACAAGUAUGGCAUUACGAAGGAGAACGUAGAUGCCAAUUUGAGUGUCAUUUACCAGUGUAGUAUAAAUGUGAUUCGCCAAUUUUGUCAGUAUCUGCAAAAUAAUUCAUCUUACGAGAAUAAAUCAAAUGAGGAUUUUAUCAACCCGGAGGACUUCAGAAUGGGGAUAUCCGACGACGUAUACGGGUGGGAUGAUGACGAUUUGAGAAGUCACGGAGGGGGUGGGGGUUCCAAUUUUACCAAUUUGGCAAGUAUAACAAGCUUUACUAAUUUUGGUAACCUUGGAAGUUUUGGACUCCUGUCCCCCUCCCCAUUGUCCAACUUCUCCAAAAUGCGGAGCUCCCUGUCGCUUUACUCCAACGCUGUCGAGGAGAUGAUGCACAAGUCACAGCAUUUGGACAAGGCCCAAAUUACAGAUGAUAUUAUAAGCCUCAAAAAUAACAAAAGGAUUUACAUUCUGGACAAGACUGGAAACAAUGUCAGCGGCCAUGUUAGCAGCAAGGAUAGCACCACGAUUAACAGCGCAAUUAAUGGUAGAGCUAACUAUUUAAGACAUGCAGAUUUGCGGGAGAGCGUAAUGCAAGAGAGAGGUUUCAAUUUGUUAAAAAAGAGAAACGCCACCUCGAAUAACUUAUACAUAAAUAGGAGACAUACAUUCACAAAUAUAAACAUCACCGCGGCGAGAGAUUUCUUCUGCUACAUGCAUGGAAACAAUUAUUCCAACAAUAUCCCUAUCAAUUCCUAUUUGUAUAUCUCCUGGAACAUAGGAAAUAUUAUUUAUAGAAAUUUAUACAACUCUAGUGAAAAUAUAAUUAUCAAUGCCCAUAGUAUGUUAAGCAGCCACAAUAUAAAUGAUGAUGUAAUUCUCAAACUGAGAAUUGAUGAUAAUAACAGAAGGAUCUAUCCGUCGAGUUUAAUUCACUCUCUCCUCAUGAAUACACAAAGUAGUAUAUACAUUAAUAAUGAGUAUGUCCUAUUAGAUAUAAUUCUAAAUAUCUUCCACCUUCUGUCAACCCAUUUGUCCCCCAUCAUAGAAAGAAUUUUAGAAGCAGAAUAUGGAAACAAAUGGCUAGUUGAUAGUAAAAUCCCCAAAAGUAAUAUUUGGGAAAAGUCUAAAGGGAAUAACGAAUUAGACAUCGAAGGAAUUAUUCAUAUUAUUACUACCUACUGGAUUGAAGUGUUUGAGAAGCAAAUUAAGAAUAUGGAAAUUCUUGAUAACUUACAGAAGGCGUCUAUUUUUUGGGCGAAUCAAGAGAUUGAUCAGUUUGACCAAGGAUUUGUGAAGAAGUUGAUUGAGAGCUCUUCUCUCCUGCUGAAGGUUUUUGGCGAUUACAACACGGCCAAGAGUAUUGAGAAACUGUACUACAACAAGUACUCCAUUUUUAAUGACAUCUGCGUGGAGUGA
Molecule: messenger RNA, 2514 nt
Organism: Plasmodium knowlesi strain H
Lineage: Eukaryota; Apicomplexa; Aconoidasida; Haemosporida; Plasmodiidae
Product: conserved protein, unknown function
Exons: 1
Coding region: 1-2514 (837 amino acids)
Source: RefSeq, a predicted model, not a curated record